Messenger RNA from Leptomonas pyrrhocoris, 1077 nucleotides. RefSeq names its product putative mitochondrial 30S Ribosomal protein S17-like protein. The coding region runs from base 139 to 1077 and encodes 312 amino acids. Gene Ontology annotation, molecular function: structural constituent of ribosome. The record is from RefSeq and is a predicted model, not a curated record. Lineage: Eukaryota; Euglenozoa; Kinetoplastea; Trypanosomatida; Trypanosomatidae. Gene Ontology annotation, cellular component: mitochondrion; ribosome. The transcript has a single exon. Gene Ontology annotation, biological process: translation.
GUAAGAAGAGAGGUGAAAAGGAAGCGCGAAGAGCUUUUCCUCUUCCAUUGGAGAAGCGCUGCACAAGGAUUUACAUUUUUUGUUGUUGUUUGCAUCUACGGGAGGGUCGUGAAAGCGGCAAGAGAAAUAGUAACUAGGAUGUUUCGUCAAUCGUUUCUCCGCCUGCCGUGGUGGAACUUCCAGACCGAGCACCGUCAGCGCUGUGUCAUGAUGUACGGUGGUGCUCGCACCAAGAACACCCACAACGCCAACCAUCGCGUGUACGUGCGCAAGUUUAAGCGCAACGCGUUCCCGAACCGCACCCGACACCACUGGGCGGUGUCCAUGACGGGCGUGCAGGGACAGCGUCCGCGCCGCAUGCCGUGGCCGUACGACCUCACCUCUAUGAUCUUUAACCAACCUCGCCAAGGCUCUGACAAAAUCGGUUACGUCGUGGGCACGAGCAUGCUCAAGACAGCUGUCGUGGCUGCGAACCACAUGGUGUACUACCCCAAGUUUAAUCAGCGUGUCUCGCGCACGAGCCGCUUCUUCGCGCACGACGAGGACCUGGCGUGCGUGGAAGGCGACCUCGUGCACAUCAAGCAGUCCCGCAAAAUAUCCAAGUACAAGCACUACUACGUAUUUAGCAUAUUGGAGCCGAACGUGGAGGGACGGGAGCGCCUCAAGCUCGGACUGAAGGCAGUCCCGCCGCCGCUUUUCGGCUACCCGGUCUCGCGGCGUGUGGUGAAGCUGAACUUGACCAACACGGAGGGCACAAAGGAGAAGCUGGCGGCUGCGAUUCAGGAGCACGUCCAGGACGCGUAUCGCUUUGCUGGUCCGACGCCGGAUCAGCCGCGUGCGAAGUUGACCGACUCCGCCUCUUUCGAUGACGCCAACAAGAUGAUUGCGCCGAACGCGCCGGAGACGACGGCGCUGCCGCACGGCGAGGAGCCAGCGUUCUUAGGCGAUGGCCAGGCCGUAGGCAACGAGUUCAGUGAACCUGAUGAGGAUAGCAGGCAGAAAAAGGGUGAGGACUACUGGAUGAACUUGCAGCCCAAGGAGCAGUACGACUACAAGAAUCUGAAGAAAUCACCAUAG